Molecule: messenger RNA, 1621 nt
Organism: Papaver somniferum (opium poppy)
Lineage: Eukaryota; Viridiplantae; Streptophyta; Magnoliopsida; Ranunculales; Papaveraceae
Product: protein ANTAGONIST OF LIKE HETEROCHROMATIN PROTEIN 1-like
Exons: 1
Coding region: 152-1492 (446 amino acids)
Source: RefSeq, a predicted model, not a curated record
CCCACGUUUCCACAAUUUGGUCUUCUCAUUUCUCCCUUCAUGUCCACUCCAUCUUUAUAUUUCUUUUUCCUCUCUUCCCCAUAACCCAUCUGUGUUCACAAUUCUGAACCUUAAAAUCAAAUUUCUUCAAAACCCAAGAAGGGAUUAGAGUAUGUUCCAAGAAAAAUUUGUUACCCAAAUGAGAGACAUGCAAAACAAGAAGAAAAUCUCAUCAACAACAAGGAAAAGGAAGAGAAACAUACACAAUUUAGAACAAGAGCAAGAAAAAUCAGAAACCAUGCUUGAUAUCCAUUCUAAUACGCAGGAACAUGAUGAGUUGAAAGUAAAAGAAGAGCCGGAAAGUAAUCGGAAACGUAAACGAAUGAUGAUUCCGCCAAAACUCAUUGUAUCUUCCGGGACGAAUAAUUUGUCAGGUGCUACUGGUGGUCAUAGAAGAUUAUGGGUGAAAGAUAGGUCUAAAGCAUGGUGGGAUAGUUGCAAUCAUCCUGAUUUUCCAGAAGCGGAAUUCCGGAAAGCGUUUAGAAUGAGUAGAUCGACAUUUGAUAUGAUUUGCGAAGAGUUGAGUUCGGUUGUUGCGAAAGAAGAUACAAUGCUAAGAGCGGCGAUACCAGUUCAACAACGUGUUGCUGUUUGCAUUUGGAGAUUAGCAACAGGUGAACCACUAAGACUUGUUUCUAAAAAAUUUGGUUUGGGUAUUUCUACUUGUCAUAAACUUGUUCUUGAAGUGUGUUCGGCUAUUAAAACUGUUUUGAUGCCAAAGUAUUUGCAAUGGCCUAGUGUUGAAGCAUUGGAAAAUAUUAAGGCAGAUUUUGAAAAGAUUUCUGGUAUACCAAAUGUUGUGGGUUCUAUGUAUACUACUCAUAUACCAAUUAUCGCGCCGAAAAUUAGUGUGUCUGCAUAUUUCAAUAGGCGACAUACGGAGCGGAAUCAGAAGACAUCAUAUUCAAUUACGGUUCAAGGUGUUGUGGAUCAUAAAGGUGUUUUUACUGAUUGUUGCAUUGGUUGGCCUGGUUCAAUGUCGGAUGAUCAAAUUCUCGCAAAAUCAGCAUUGUAUCAAAGAGCUAACGGAGGAUUACUGAAAGAUGUCUGGAUUGCUGGGACUACCAGUUACCCAUUAACAGAUUGGGUUCUAGUUCCCUACACCCAGCAACAUUUAACGUGGACACAACAUGCGUUUAAUGAGAAAAUUCAUGAAGUUGAACGAGUUUCUAAAGAAGCAUUUACCAGAUUAAAAGGGAGAUGGACUUGUUUACGCAAAAGAACCGAGGUGAAGCUACAGGAUUUACCCGCUGUUCUUGGAGCCUGUUGUGUUUUGCAUAAUAUUUGUGAAAUGAGAAACGAAGAAAUGGAUUCGGAACUGAGAUUCGAGCUUUUUGAUGAUGAAAUAAUUGCUCAAAGUAGUUUAAUUAGAUCAACAAGUUCAAUGCAAGCAAGAGACAAUAUUGCUCAUAAUCUAUUACACCAUGGUCUUGCAGGUACAUCUUUUCAAUAGGGACAGUUUUUUAGUAGCUUUAUAUUUUUUGUAUUCUCCAAGUUCCCUGGUCUGUAAUUCUUUCCGGAUACAAAACAAUAUAAUGAUGCACCCCCGUUGUGAUCUUUGGUAUGGAUUCUAUUUCUUGUU